AUGAGACCAUAAGUAGGUUUAAAAAUAUAAGGUAAAUUAAAGCCAUCAGAUAAAUAACUAAUAGAAAUUGUAAAUUUACAUGGUGGUAUCAAUUGUACAAGUUGGAGUUAAGUGGCUAGAAUAUAUGAAAGUUAAGUAGGAGUAAGAGUGAGAAAAGCUUAUGAAUUAAAGAGACUCUAUAUAUCAUUUACAUAAUAUGAUGAAUAAUUUACAAGAGAAUAGUUGGUUGAGUUAUUUGAAUCUGCUAUAUAGAGUAGAGGGAAUUCAAGAGCAGGUAGCAAAUAAUUUGAAUAAAGAACUGGGAUACAUAUUUAUAUUUCUAGAUAUACAUCAUAUAUUAAGGGAUGGUUGAGAUAAGGUUUGAAAUAUAUGAGAGAUGUAUUUUUACCAUCAAGAAAUAAAUCUUGGGCUUAGACAGAAUUCUAUUCAAAAUGUUAAUACAUUCCACCAAGAUCUGCAUUUUAUAUGCUUAAGAUUUUAGAUUGUAAUUUAAAAGACUACUAAGAUGAUUUUAUAAUAAUGGAUUUUUAUAAAUGUGCAAGUGUUUUCUAAUAAUUACUAUAUUUAUAUGCUUUAAAUUUUGAUGUAAAAAGUAGAACAGAAGUAUAUGGUUUAUUUAGUCAAAUGAUAACAAGAAGAAUGUAUAAGAAGAUUCAUUGUUAUGCACAUUAUUUUGAGGAACUUAGGAAAAUUAAUGUAACUAAGAUUUGUAAAGAUGAAUAACUUACUCAACAUCCUAUGUUAGCUAGAACAAUUAAGAAAAAUUAAGAAUCCUCAUUAUAUAAACUAUUAUUUUAAGAGCAUGACUAUACUGUUAAAUUUAAAUUAUUUAAUGAAUCAAAUGAUUUAGAUUAGAAUCAAUUUAGUGUAUUAUUAAAACCUUCAAAGACUAAAGAAUAAUUAAAUGAAUAGGAAACUUUUGUUAUGAAUUUAGUUUAAUUGAAAGAAGAGAACAAAAUAAAGAGUCAAAAGGUACCUAAAGAAUUUAUAGAAACAAAAAAGAAAGUAAAAUAAAAGAAAUAUUUUCGUGGACAUUUUAUACGUGAUGGAACUUAUUCUUGUUGUAAUUAAACAACUAAAUAAUUUGAUUAUGAUUAUGAUAUUUGA
Messenger RNA from Paramecium pentaurelia, 1107 nucleotides. The record is from the annotation of a GenBank genome assembly. Lineage: Eukaryota; Ciliophora; Oligohymenophorea; Peniculida; Parameciidae.